ACUUUCUGCCCUUGCUCUCAACCACUUUGAAUAACCCACAUUAUACUCACUAUGGCUCUUAAGAAAGAUUCCCACCCCUCCUCCGCCGCGUUCGACGUCAUCAAUGAGACCCUCCAGGGCGAUGAGGCUGGUCGCAAGGAGGCUAUCAACGGAGCCAAGGCUAUCGUUGCCUUCAACGUCAAGAACAAGGAUGGCAAGGAAGAGACCUGGCACCUCGACCUGAAGAACAAGGGCGAGGUUGGCCACGGCGCCGCUCCCGCGGGCGCCAAAGCUGACGUCACCCUUUCCCUCUCCGAUGCCGACUUUGCGUCCCUCGUCUCCGGCAAGGCCAACGCCCAGCGUCUUUUCAUGGGUGGCAAGCUCAAGAUCAAGGGCAACAUUAUGAAGGCUACGAAGAUGGAGCCUGUUCUCAAGAAGGCCCAGGCUAAGGCCAAGCUGUGAAGAUCUAGAUACCCCCUUUCUUUUCAAGGAAUUUGUAUAUGAAUGUCUCCUUUUGGGGGGGUUGGCUUUCC
This is a messenger RNA of Penicillium pulvis, 512 nucleotides long. Its product is annotated as SCP2 sterol-binding domain-containing protein. The record is from RefSeq and is a predicted model, not a curated record. Gene Ontology annotation, cellular component: cytosol. The coding region runs from base 52 to 441 and encodes 129 amino acids. The transcript has 3 exons. NCBI's taxonomy places the organism in Eukaryota, Fungi, Ascomycota, Eurotiomycetes, Eurotiales, Aspergillaceae.